This is a messenger RNA of Macrobrachium nipponense, 3926 nucleotides long. Its product is annotated as pancreas transcription factor 1 subunit alpha-like. The record is from RefSeq and is a predicted model, not a curated record. Gene Ontology annotation, biological process: regulation of transcription by RNA polymerase II; developmental process. The transcript is spliced from 4 exons. Lineage: Eukaryota; Metazoa; Arthropoda; Malacostraca; Decapoda; Palaemonidae. Bases 1331 to 1996 code for a protein of 221 amino acids. Gene Ontology annotation, molecular function: protein dimerization activity; RNA polymerase II transcription regulatory region sequence-specific DNA binding; DNA-binding transcription factor activity, RNA polymerase II-specific.
CCCGGGAGAAACCCACGUGUUUCCCCUGUCACUCUCGUAUUACGCGUGCGACAGCCGACGAGGGACGGUGCGUCAGUGUCAGCUGCAACAGUGCCAUCGUUUGACGUUUUGAUUUGAAUUGAUUCGAGAUGGAAGCGUCAAUAUUUAAAGUGUUCUGAAUCGACCUGAUGUAUUAGAAUAUAUUAGACACUUCAAGAAUCACCACUACAACUUCCUUGGAUUGUGAGAAUUGCUACAACUUCUCUGGGUUGUGAGAAUAAGUGUUGUGACAGACAUCACCAAACAGAUUCAAAUAUAUAUUUCCUGGAACUAUAAUUGAAUAUACAAGAUUUUGAUCUACUUCAAGAAUCACUCUUACAACUUCCUUGGGUUGUGAGAAUUACUACAACUUCCUUGGGUUGUGAGAAUAAGUGUUGUGACAGAGAUCAUCAAAUAGAUUCAAAUAUAUAUUUCCUGGGACGACAAAUUAAAUAUGCAAGCUAUUAGCCACUUCAAGAAUCACUAUAACUUCCUUGGGUUGUAAAAUCACUACAACUUCUCUGGGUUGUGAGAACAAGUGUUGUGGCAGAGAUCAGGAUUAUAAUAUAUCUACUUGAGAUCAGUUAUUGAGAAUAUAAGUAGAGGGUUAUAUGGGUUUCUAAGUAGCCAUUACUUAAGAUAAAGUGCAGAGAGAUACUCACUUAUAACCAGGGAUUGAAUCGCUUUCAAAUAAGUGAAUACUUACAAUAACCAAUAAGUGUCAUCUUCAAACAACCGUAAACAAAAUUGAGAUACUAAAUUCACAAAAAAUCCAAUAGAUUUAUUCCUUAACCAAACUUAACCUAAUAAAAUAAAAAAAACUUUAUUAAAAAUUCAAUAAAUUUAUUGUUCAACCAAACUCAACCUUUGAUGCAAAACUAUUUUUAAAAAUAAUGAAAUAAAAACUCAAAAACCAAUAAAUUUAUUCUUCAAGGAAACUCAACCAUUAGUAACUCAAAAAACUACAAUAAACUCAAAAACAAAAAUCAGCCCUCCCCCUAGAAAAAUAGACAAAUAGAUUCUCCAACCAAACUCAAAUUGGUAAAACUCAAAAACUAAAAAAAAAAAAACAACUAAAAAAACUCAAAAAACUAAAAAAAUCUAUAAAAAAAACUCCAAAUACUAGAAAAUUUUAAUAAACUAAAAAAGAAAACUGAAAAAGACAACUAAAAACUCAAAAAAUCUAAAACUCCCAAAAAACUACAAAAAAAACUAACAAGGAAAAACUAAAAAAAUACUCAAAACUCAAACAAACUAAAAAAUAAACUAAAAAACUCAAAAAAAUAAAAAUAAAAAAAAAAAAAAACUCAAGAUGUACGGCGUGGAGAACAUGGGCAUGGAAGCCGUGAACAGGCAGUGGUGGUCGUCUUCAGGGUAUGCGGAGUGGGAUGCCCCUCUUUCCUCUGCCUCGCCCAUCUCCUCCUGCAGUUCCACCGACACGUGGGCGCCCUGGAGUUCUCCUCAUAAGAGUACCCAGCUGGGCUCUCAGCACCUUCAGGAGGAUUCGCUGGUGGCGUCCAACGUGAGGGAACACAGAAGGAGGAGGCGAAUGUGCCCCCUGGCGCAAGUCAGGCAGAGGCAGGCGGCCAAUAUGCGCGAGCGCAGGCGCAUGGCCUCCAUCAACGACGCCUUCGAGGGGCUCCGCGCGCACAUCCCGACGAUGCCCUACGAGAAGCGGCUCUCGAAGGUAGACACCCUGAGGUUGGCUAUUGGCUACAUCACCUUUCUCUCGGACAUGGUGGAAACUAGCUCGGCUAACCACCCAAGCGACCCAGCGGCUAAUAAUAACAACAACAACAACAAUAGCAACAACAACAACAAGGUGGUUGUGAAGAGUCAGCUCGACGCUUACCACGGGCAAGAGGGCACCAUGGCCCACACCUUCACCGAAUUAUCCUGGGCACCUCAGAGACAAGAGGUCAUCAACGGCCGAGUGGCUACGUCACUGUGGACCCCAGCGGACUCCCUGACGAACUGAACUCGCAGACGCCGCGCCAGAAUGCUGAUCGCAGUCGAUGAUCUCUCUGGGUUUGUCUUGCUGUGAAAGGCGACAGGAUUGAAUCUAAGAUUGUGUUUUGUUUAAGAGAAAAAAUGGAACACUGAGGAAUUAACUGAGUUCUGAAGCUAAGAUCUUCAUUCUGUUUUGCGUUUGAAAAUACAGAAGUUUGGAACAAGAACAAAGAGGAAUUAACUGAGUUCUGAAGCUGAGAUCUCGUUUGUGUUUGAAAAGAAGGAAUCUAUGAUCUCCUUUGUGUAUUUCGUUUGAAAAUACAGAAGUUCCGAACACAAACACCGACGAAAUAACUGAAUUCUGAAGCUAAGAUCUCGUUUGUGCUUUGCGUUUGAAAAUACAGAGGUUUGGAGCUGGAACAUCUAAGAAUUAACUGAGUUCUGAAGCCAAGAUCUCUUUCGUGUUUUGCGUUUGAAAAUACAGAAGUUUGGAACUGGAACAUCGAAGAAUUAACUGAAUUCUGUAGCUAAGAUCUCCUUUGUGUUUUUCGUUUUGAAAAUACAGAAGUUCGGAACACAAACACCGAGGAAUUAACUGAGUUCUGAAGCCGAAAUCUCCUUUGUGUUUUGCGCUUGAAAAGAAAAUAUUGAAAUGAAUCUGAAGGUGAAAAAAAAAAAAAAGUGUAUUAUAAAAAGGUUUAAAAUUCGCCAUCUUUUUCACACAUUAAAAAACAACAAAAAACUAAGUAAAACUCGAAGCUGAAAUCACCAUUAAUCAUUUGUCUGAAAAACGCCAAAUUUGAACUAUAUAAGUUCGUAACAUUUGAUAGUGUUACUUAUAUUGGCGUCAGAGCUAUGAUAAUAUGAAUGGUGCGCCGAUAUAGCGGUUAAUAUCUUCGGUAAUGUUCAAAGUUAGUUUAUAUGGAAAAUCCCAUCCACUACUACUACUACUACUACGACAACGUCUUUGUUUACAUGAAGAGCCGAUACAAAGAUUGACCAACUAUAUAGGUAUACGACACUUAAAAUAUUGCUCACACGGCAAGCCGACAUAGAGGCUUAUAAACCCCUCUGCCACUAUUGUACUUAAAAGCAUUCAAAGUUUUCAUUUUUACCCUGACAACGAAGCUGGCAUAGCAUCUAGAGAGCUAAAAUGAUUAGCAAAUCUUCCCUUAGUGCUCAAAAUAUACUAGGAAGUCGACCUUUGCCCAAUUAACUUCUAGUCAGUAAUGGAUGAAUUAGCGUCUCCGGCGAGAUUGGCUGUCAAUGGCGUACGCCAAACGGAGUUUUUGGGUAAUAUCGGAUGGGCGUCUUGGUCCCUCUUCCUAACCAGCUACCACCGCGCAACAGGCAAGAUCUACGGAGACCCGUAUUCAUUCAUUUACGAAGUGUAUCAAUACACGGUACCAAUUUUGUUUCCUCUGAAGGAGUAUUUUUUUUUUUUGCCAAUUUUGAGAAUCUAGUCCUGUUUUAGACGUAGGAUUUGAUAGAUAGGAGUCAUCUAUAUGUCCCACCUGCUCAAAACUAAACGUGUUUUUGUGGUUUCACGAGUUACAAUCACUUAGUAGAAGGUCAAAACUGGUAGGAAUUUAUGAAUAUAUUCCAGUAGGCUGACUAUUAUUCUUCCCAGCGUGUAUGUGCCCUCAUACAUUCAAAAUUCAUAUUGAUUUUUAUAAGUUUAAUGAGGAUUUCAAUGUCAAAUCUUAAGGAAAAUCAUUAUUUUCGUUUUAAUUGUUUUUAAAAGCCGUAACUGAAUGCCUGUAUCAUGCCCAGAUCCGAAAUUUGGAAUUCUCUUCCAUCUUUCUUUUUAACAGUUUCCUAUAGCCUUCCUUCCUCCAAGAAGCAGGAGUUCUAUAGCUUUUUUCCUUUUAUCUUAAAUAUCGUCUCUCCGUCAGACCUGGGCUGCAUAUGGACACUUGGUUACUCAUUCAGACAAAAAAAAUAAGGCAUUACUGUAA